Ostrea edulis (European flat oyster) is the source of this 6664-nucleotide messenger RNA. RefSeq lists its product as uncharacterized. The transcript has 8 exons. NCBI's taxonomy places the organism in Eukaryota, Metazoa, Mollusca, Bivalvia, Ostreida, Ostreidae. Gene Ontology annotation, cellular component: cytoplasm. The record is from RefSeq and is a predicted model, not a curated record. Bases 49 to 2544 code for a protein of 831 amino acids. Gene Ontology annotation, biological process: cell surface receptor protein tyrosine kinase signaling pathway.
UUUUGUUUAUUUACCUUUGACCUGAAUAAACAUCAACAAUGACCCGAAAUGGCGACAGAUGAAGAGAUUAUAUUUGAGGAUCACCUGUACAAGUUAUCAGGAAAUAAGGGAAAAGGAUUUUGGCCAAAGAGUAACCCAUGGAAGCAGAAAUAUUUCAUUCUAAAAAGAAUAGGAGAUAAGCCAGUUCUUGAAUAUUACAGCAAGAAACCUAAGAAUAGAAAUUCAAGUUCUUCUAAAGAUAAAGUUGUAUUAUGGCCAAGCUACAGAUUAGAGAAAGUAACCAAUACUCGAAACAGAGCCUAUGUGUUCGAGCUGACAACACAAGACAAAUAUCUGUGCUUAUCAGCAGACGAGCAGAGACCCAUGGACAUAUUUGUCUUCCUUCUCCAGAGUCAAAUGCAACUGAAGAAAGAAAUCAAAGAUGAUAUGAUCAUUGUUCAGCCAGAAAACUCAGAAUCUCAGAGAAGAAUUGGUGCAAAAGGAACCAAUUGUAUUCUACAUAUAGCACCAUGGGGAAUAACUCUAGCUUUACAAAGUACCAGAUCUGUACUGGCUCAGUGGCCACUGAAGAGUGUGCGGUAUUUUGAGGCCAGUGGUCAGGGCAAGUUUAUGUUGGAGGCGGGGAGAGUGGCUCCAAUGGGGGAUGGCAUGUACGUCUUCCAGACUCAGAAAGGCAAAGAUAACUAUAUAUAUGACCUCUUGGAUCAACACAUAGUGAAUGCUCUUAGCAAGACACAGCCUGGACGCAGAGGGACAACAGAGGAGAUGGAGGAUUACAUUGUGGAGUCAGAGAAGUUAUCUGCACUUACCACGAUUUCCACAUUACCCAUGAGUCAACCUGAGCUUCCCAUGAUCCUCCAGGAGAACUGGAACUUCACAGUCACAAAUGCUGGAAUUCCCAAACCUAAACCAGUUGUUCAUGUCAGACAAAACAGCCAAAUGUCAGACACAGGUAGACCGCCUCCACUUCCAAGCAGAUUUCCAUCACAGUCCCCAUCCACGAACACAAACCAGCAAAGAUCACCUGCUCAAGUAGUCAAUCAUAGUUUUCAGAAUGGUGUAUCAGACUCUUUGGUGGAUCGACCACCUAUGCCACCACCAUCAUCAGCCCAUUCAUCGAAAAGAUCUACUGACCGUGACUCCCAGACCAAACCCCUUACCAUACCAGCUGGAGAUGCAAGAGUCAGUCAAGCAUACUUUCGGAUGAAUUCCAGCUCCAGUGGUGGUGUACCUAACAGCAUUUCGUCUCAGUUUUCUCCUGUUGGGAAUUGGACCCCACCUCCAACAUUUCAGGAGGCUACAGCUUAUAGUCCUAUGGACAGAACUGCAACAUUGCCUUCACAAGGUGGGUAUCUUACCCCAAGACAUAGUGCAGAAGUGGAACCAACGAGGAACUCAGGCUAUCCAGAACAAUAUAUUCUACCAACACACGAACAAGAUACAGUGCAAUUUAGUAGUCUUCCACGAUCAAAAAACAUGAGAAAUUCAAAUGACAGACAAAGAACAAGUAAAUACAGGCUAAGAUCUUCAAGUUGUGAACAGUUAGAUUCUUACAAUUUGAACUCAGCUGUGUCUGAAUCACCAAGGAGAAGAAGUGUGGAUCAGGGUGGAGAUAGACCAUAUGACCUUGCCAAACCUCAGGCACCUUUUCAAAAUCUUCACAAUUUUAGAGGUAGCAUGGAAAUGAUAAAUGAUGAUAGGAGAGGAUCCAUGGACCACUAUUACAAUAUAAAUGGACUAAAAGGAACUGUUGAUGCCAGUCCUAAUCCUUCUGUGGGUGAAGUAAGAAAGAGAUUUAAUGAUGGGGCAAGGGAGGAUACUCUUACUAGAUCUAUAUCAAAUCCUAACUUCAUGCAGAUCAGCACUAAAGACAAAUUCACUGAUGCAAAAGCAUACCCCAACAAGCUAGACAGUAAACGUAAGAGUAAAUCAUUGUUGAACUUGUUCAGAAAAUCUCGAGAUGUGAAGGAUAGGAGAAGUGUUGGGAGCAGUAGUAAUCCCAGCAGUCCUGUUGGAACACUAACGAGACAGACCAGCAUCCCACUCAUAAGCAUAGGGGGAAAAGAAGUCUACUUCACAGAGAGGUCCCGCUCAUUUAGAAAACCCAAGAACAAAGGCACAGAUAGUACAGAGAAUACCCCACCCAGCAGUAGACACAACAGUUACUCUAAAGUAUCAGCUGUAUCCAACAGGGAUCUGCCUCCAUCUGGAAGUAGACAUAGCAGUGCAUCUAAAUCACCUGCUGUAUCCAAGAAAGAUCUUCCACCCUCUGGCAAUCGAUUUACAAAAUCACCUGCAGCAAAUCGUAGAGAUCUUGUCAAUGCAGUGUCACCCCCACUACGGAAGCGAGAAAGAUCUUCCUCCUAUGUAAAUGUUGCACAUACUCGCUCGGGCAGUGAUAUUUCUAGUAACACUGGUAGCAACAGCAUAAUCCACAAUAGAUCUGGCAGUGACAUAGGCAGCAGCAGUGUAGGAAGCAGGCAUAGCACAGAAAUGAGGCGCCAGUCAUCAAGCAGCAGCAGCAAAGCUGAAACUGUCUGCUGAUUGGUUAAAAAAAUUAAAUGUUUUUAAACACAUUUACAGUAAAAAAAAAAAUUGUGUUUAAUGUUGUCUAAUUAGUAUUAACAUUGUCACAUGAAAUAUAGCAAAAUCAAAAGUUUAUACCUUUCUUUUUAUGUAUAAUUGUUUGUCUUUGUAUACACAUAUAUCUAUCUCUUUCUUGCCCAUUGCUGUAUCUCAAUAUAUACAAAUUUUAUUGUACAUGUAUGUGUAAUUGUACAUACAUUUUUGAUAUUGUAUUGGUUCCCCAUAAAAUGGGGUUUUGCUCACUAGCAACGGAAUAUGGAAUGUGUACAUAUGUAGAUCAAUAUAUUAAAAAAACCAACAGGAGAACCGGUACAAGCUAUUGAAACAAAAGUUCUUUUGAGCUGACAUCCCUUCAAGUGAAUUUUGGUUUGGUUUUUUUAUUAAUCUCCUCUUAGAUUUUGUAUACAUUUGUGACUAAAUAUUUGGUAUUUUAAUGAGUAAAAUAUUGUUUUCUAAUGUGGUAGAUGUGUAAUACAGGCUAAGGCAUAAUGUAUUGUGUUCACAGAGGUUCAGUAGCAGCAAGUCCCUGUUAUGUAUGAAUAUUAAAACAUCAUGUUUAUCCAUUGUUAUAUAUAGUGUAAUAUAAUGGGUGUUUAACACCCUGUCAUUGUUGACUGAUUUAAGAAGACUAGUGGUUCCAUUGUGUCAAAGGAAUAGCAUAGUAUGCAAUUAAUUGUUGUCAUUUAUUUUAUAGGAAUCCAAUUUAUGGUACAGACCAACACAUAAUGGUAACCUAAUGUUGUUGGAAUACAGGGUUGAGGGGGCUGACUGUCAGUUAUCUGGCUCUAAUGAUUGGUGGAUUUCAAUAUUCAUCCAAAACCUGAAGGGUGAAUAUAGACACAACCCGGGUUAAAUUUCUGUACACCCCUGAUUAGACCUAGAUAACUUUAUUUCCAAAUAACAAAUUUCUUUCCUCUAUGUAACAGAUUUCCACUGUAGUAAGAUGUGCAUGUGUAUGAGAAAGUAAGCUUUAAGGUGUAAUCAAAAUAUUACCAUUGGGAAUCACGAUCACCAGCUCGGGGGACAGUUAUGUACCUCCAGUUUGUUGACCACUCAGUAAUCCAGGAUGCAUCAUUCAUUGAAUGUAGGAGAAACAUUAACUCUUUUACACUAAUUAUGAUUAUGUGUCAGCCUGAAUACAUUUUUCGUUUAUUGUAUAUAUAUUUUUAUAGGUUUACUUACAUAAUACCAGUACUUGUAAUUUCCAUUCAGGUACCAAUGUGCAAUGAGCAUGAUAGUCAUAAUUUACCCAUUUCAUUGUUUCUUAACAGCCAGUGUAAUGAUAAUUAAUGUUGAGAACACAUUUUCAUUUCAAUUUUUUUUUAUUUCAACUCUUAAAUGGCAAUUUAUACAGAGUAAUGAUGAGAACGAUUUCUUUUAUUGAUUGUUUUAUCUUGUGUAGUGGUCUGCUAGUGGAUAACAAAUUGGUGGAUGGAUAAAUCGAUAAGUAAUUAUCAUAAUGAGCAGUAAAUCUUAACAAUAAAAUUAAGCCCAGUGAUUGUUUAUGAUAUGUAGAUGAUAUGUAGAAUGUUAUUGAUGGAUUGGUGUUAUUUGAUUGGUUUGCAGUCAGUUUUACUUUUACAUGUGACAUUUACAUCAUUUACUUCACAUUAAAGGGGCAUUGGCUGUGAAAGUGAUGGCAACCUUUUUUUUCUUCUCAAACUCUCUCAAUGGCAUGGGAAUAUAUAUAAAUGACUAAUAAAACAUUUAUUUUGUACAAAAACAAGAAAAACCUGAUAAAAGUACAUUAGAUAACAGCUUUUAGUGUAAAGAAAUAUAGAGGAAAGAAUAAUUGUCUUGCAAGCCAAUAAUUAUUUAAUUAAGUCUAGCAAGUCAAUUCUAUUAUCUAUUCACCAGAAUUACAUAUUUAUGUGCCUGCUUUGAGAUUUAAAAGUGUUUUAAAUAAUGGUGUUAUUACUGAAAUAUAUAAUAUAGAGCAUAUUUUCCUUGAAUUCAAUUUUUGGUGACAAAAUGACAGCUAAUGCCCCUUUAGAUAAUGUAUACUUUUGUACAUGCAUUUUAAACUAAGCAAUAUUUUUACCACUGGAAGGAUUGUCUUUUAUUUUGGUUGAGUACAAUACAUUUUUUAGGUUGUAUCUGUGCCUGCAUCAUUAUCAUUUUUAACUUCUCAGAAACAGCAUGGACAAUUUCCAUUGAAAUUACUUUGGGUUAGGUGAACAAAAAUUAUAGGACUGAAACCUGAAGAAAUGGUACCAUCUUUAAAAGUCUACUCUCCUCCUGAGAACCUGCCUUAAAAACUGAGAACCUGCCAUAAAAACUGGGUCCAUAAUAUAAACUUGUGAAAUGUGUGGUCCCAGGGUCAGGCUAUAUGGAUAAUACAAUGUAAAUACAUUGCAUUUUAAAAAAUCUUUUCUACGGUACUCCAGAACAUUUAAGAAACAAACUAGAUGUAUAGUUAUAUCGAGCAUAGAGGCCUCUGUCAAAUUUGUGAAAUUCAAGGGUCAUGUUCCAGGCGGGGGCUACAAUAUUUAUAUCUGUAAAAAUCUUUUCUCCCUAACAAAAGACUGUGUGUGUAGUGAUGAUGAGCAUGAAGGCUAUUUCAGAGGAGAUCUUAUUGUCAAAAUGACUCUGAAUAUCUAGCACUCAAACUGGGUGAAUGGAUAAUGAGCAUGGAGGUCUAUAUCAAAAUGGUGAAAUUCAUAACCUCAAAGUUCCAGAGUGGGACUCUGUGGCUCAUAAACUGAAAAUGCAUGAUGAUAUCUUUUGAAAUACUCUUUAUUUCUAAACAUCUGUCGCAUACUUUGCACAAAUUUGCUUAUAACUGUAUAACGUGUCAUGACCCUGAAACAAGGUCAAGGACAAUAUAUAAGAAAUAAAUUUUGAAAUGUUUCCGCGAUAUUUCUUGAAUGCACUGUCUAAUGAUAUUUACAAAUAAAAUAAUUAUAGUUUAAACUGAAAAAAAUGUCAGGACCACAGCUUAGUAAAUUAGCGUUUCAUGCUUGACGUAAAGUUUACUUAUGACCAAAAUCAGGAGAAUUAAUCAUCCUUUUUUGCCAUCGGUACAUGCAUUUCUCGGGAGUUUUAAAGAUUCAACACCUCUAAUUUAUGUUCUGCUUUUUGUGAUACUUGGUUGACAGUUAAAAAUGCCCAUGGACAUUUUGUUGAUGGCAUACUUUGUUGAAUUUGCCUGAUGGAGUAUUUUGGAGAAAAUCUUAUAUGAUUAAUUUUGUUUAAAGUUGUUUAUAAGUUUGUAUUUUAUAAGUUUGUUUUAAUUCAUCAUAUAGUUUAUUAUUUAUGAAAUGAUGAACACGUCUACUCUUACUUAACUACUAUGUGUAUGAACAAAUUUGAUUUCAUCUGUUCUUGUAAAUGAUUUUUUUUUAAAAUUAUUAUUGCCAAUUUUGGACAGGUCAUUUAUUUUUUUACGUAAAUUAGGAGGAGCUUAUGGUAGGGCACUUUGAUGUUUGAGUGAAUGUUUGUCUGCAGUACGAAAGGCACUGAGCAUGAUAAUGUCAUCUGAAAUAAUACUGUACUACACUGUGGCAUUAGUACUCACUCAGGAUUGGCUUAAUUACACUCUGAUAACAUCAUGAAGUAGUAUUUCUAUCAUGUAUGAUAAUUAAUAGAUAUAUGGGAAAUCUCAUAAACAUUUUAAUUACAGACGUUUUAAAAUGGUAAGAACAAAACUAUUAAAGUUUGGUUUUAACAUGGUUGGAGACCAAACAUGAUUUUCUAAAACAUUUUUUUUUUUUUACAGAUGGUUGUUUAAAGAAAUGGUAUUCAUUAUUGUCAUUAGAUACUAUUAAAGUUUGUUUUUAACGUGGUUGGAGACCAAACAUGACUUUUUAACAGAUGGUUGUUUAAAGAAAUGAUACUUAUUAUUGUCAUUAAAUGACGUUCUCUUGCUCUCCUCAGAUAGCACAUAGUGUGAAAAAUAGCUUACCACUGUUCCUGUUUGUAAUCCUGUAACAUUAAAAAAAAAUCAAUUGUCAAACAAAACUUAGAUGAAACUGCAGAUUUUAGAAUUAUUAAUAGUAUACUAUAGUUUCCUUACUUAUGCUUUUAAAUGUUUAUGGUUGUUAAUUUUACAAAAUAGCAAUUAAAUACCAAAUUUACA